AUGAAAGGUAUCGCUGAGAUUCAAAAGUUACACGAUGACCUGGGUGCGUUGAGGAAGGCUGGCAAGUAUGAGGAGGCUCUGAAACACUGCACUGAAGAUUGCUAUUUCAUGACUCCGCUCAAGUCGUCGUAUAGUGCCAAAGAGGCCCUCGAAGUGGCUAAAAAUCCCGUCGUUCAGGAGUAUUCUAAGGCCGAUUCGAAGGUGACAGUUGACGACGUUAAGGUCACCGGCGAUUUUGCAGCCGAUCGAGGACAUUUCGUGAUCCAGAAAGACGGUGAAAAGAAGGGAAGUUACCUGGCAAUCUGGAAGAAGGAUGGCGAUUCCUGGAAAUUGGCUGCCAUAUGCUUCAACUUCACUAUGGAGCAGUGA
Messenger RNA from Anisakis simplex (herring worm), 369 nucleotides. The record is from the annotation of a GenBank genome assembly. NCBI's taxonomy places the organism in Eukaryota, Metazoa, Nematoda, Chromadorea, Rhabditida, Anisakidae.